Ostertagia ostertagi is the source of this 642-nucleotide messenger RNA. NCBI's taxonomy places the organism in Eukaryota, Metazoa, Nematoda, Chromadorea, Rhabditida, Trichostrongylidae. The record is from the annotation of a GenBank genome assembly.
AUGGCCGAGACCUUCCUCUCAUGUGACACCAUGAAAAUUCAUCCGGCAAAGGAGACGAAAAAAGAACCUCAGCCGAUGAUCGUCCUCUCAACCGCCGCCUUGGCCACCGAUGAUUCGCAGAGAUUUCGACGAGUCAAGCCACCUAUGCCAAAAAUGUGCUGCGUAUUGCCUGUCAAUGCGGCAGCCAUAUUCGGCAUCGCAUCGACUUCGUUGUUGGCAACCGCUCUCUUCAUCUACUGCGUCAUAAAUUUGACAUCAUCAACGUCUACUUUGGGCAACGUUGGUGGAACGAAAAUGAUUGCUCUCUUGUCUGUUGGGCUGGCUAUCAUUCUUCUCUUCGCCGUGCUGUUUGUGUGGGGUGUGUUUGCCGUUCGACAACGUCUUCUGCUGCCCUUCACCACACUCUCCUGCUUUCUCCUGUUCGCUGUCGUCGGGACUCUAAUUGCCACCAUGGUGACAAGCGCUGAUGAGUUCAAUGCUGCAGUAUCGAAAGCCGACGGAACCAGUGGUGCUACCGUAGCGGAUCUCGUGAUAUUCAGGGUCGUCCUCGGUGUCGCGGCUCUUGUGCUUGCCAUUGAACUGUACGCAUACAUUCGACUGUUCCUGCAUAUAAGGGCAGUGAGUCGCACGUUAUCGCGAUGA